UGCAAGGUCGGCUGAUCUGUACAAUACACAGAUACGGUGAUUGAGCAAGCUUGCCUGGGCAAACGAUCGCGACCACUGAUGGAAGUUGUAAAUUGAAACUAAAUAUAAGCUGAAACAGACCACCAAGUUUCAAUCAGAAUGGCAACACCUACUGAAUUCCGCUGGAAUCGUACAGGUGCCUACGCCCUCUAUGUCCUCCUGCUGUUGUUGGUCACCUACCUAUUGAAUCAGCUUGACCGCUAUGCUCUGGCCAUCUGUACACAGCCCAUGGCCCAAGAGAUUGGCUAUGGUGAUUAUGGAUGCCUGGAACUCAAGAAUGUCUCCAAGGCAGAGAUAGGCAAGGCUGGUUGUCCGAAGAAUGCUACUGAAGUACAGUGUGACACAUACCUUGGGCCUAACAAGACGGAAGUCUGUUACUACGACAGAACCGGAGGAGGUUUUCAGUACCAGAUCCUAGCUGGACCGAUCUUCAUAGUCAUUUACACAUUCGCAGGUAUUGGACUUGGAUAUCUAGCUGACAUCACCAAUCGCAAACUCCUGCUUGCAGGGUGCUUAGCCUUCUGGAGUCUGAUGACCUUUCUUACUGGGUUCGCUUCAGAAUACUGGCAUCUCGUCAUUCUCAGAUUCGGAUUGGGUUUCGGAGAGGCAGGUUGCACACCGUUUGCUUCUAGUCUCAUCGCUGAUUAUUUUGCUGCGAAUGUUCGUGGGAUAGCCCUGGGAGGCUAUAACAUUGGCAUCUAUGCAGGCUACAGCUUGUCCUAUGCUCUGGGGGAUUUUAUAACAGCAGCUAACAUUAAUGGGCAGGGAUGGCGUUGGGUCUUCUGGAUUGCAGGUGUACCAGGUUUCCUAGUCGCUGCCCUCAUAGCCUUCACUGUGAAAGAGCCGGUAAGAACAAGGAACGCAUCGCUACAGGAGAGAUCCGAGUCCUACGAGACCAGCGGUCUGCAGAAGCUAAAGAUGGUGAUGGCUUGCUUCUGUAGUCCCUCCCUACUGAUUCUGUGUCUUGCUGGAUCUAUCAGAAAUGGAGCUGGCUAUGUGUGGGGUUAUAACACCCAGCUGUACUUCACAACAUACUACCCGGAGGUCAGCACUGGACAGUGGCUGUCCUGGAUUCCGUUGGUAGGGGGCAGCAUUGCAGUAGUAUUCGGAGGAUUUAUCUCCGAUAGAUUGGUCAAAUGGGGACCGUACGCCAGGAUAUGGGUGCUGAUUGCAAGUCUGACAUUAGCAGCUCCUUUCGCCGCUGGGACUCUGUUCUUCAAGCCACCGUGGGCUUUUGUGUUCCAGAUCCCUACCUAUAUCAUAGGGGAAAUGUGGGUCAGUGUAACCUUAGCUGUGGUGAUAGAGCUGGUCCCGUCGAACAUCAGAACAACGGCCAUCGCUUACUACUUCUUCAUCAUCAGCAACAUUGGGGGCAACAUGCCCCUUCUUGUACCCCCUAUCGAGCAAGCUCUCGGCCUCCGUGCUGCUCUUUAUAUCCUCUAUCCCGGCUGCUACUUAUUGGCAGCUGCCAUAUUUGCCAUCUGUAUAUUGGUUGUGAAGAGGGAUAUCCGUCGCAAGGAAGCGCUGGACGUUCCCGAUUCCAGUCCUCUCCUAGCUGAUGAUGUGAGACAAGAAGAUUCCAAGGUGGAUUAACACAAAAUGUUCCGAAAUCAUGUUUUUUUCACAAUCGGUCAAAUAUUACCUGUUUUGGUAAGCUUUUUCCUGCUACCCUGUAACCAUCUUAAAGCUCACUGUACUACUAUAUAGAAAACAAUUUGGUGACCAUUGGUCCCCCAUGAUCCUCUUUUUCUUAUGUUAAGUGAGAGCUGAUUUAAUAACCACCUGUCAGUGACCUUGCAGGAUGGUCUUAUCCGUCUUAUAAACUAGUACAGAUGGCCUUUAAGAUCUCUGUCGUAGCUGGGGCUGUUGCUUAUGCAGAACGCUGAUAUGGUAGAAAGAGAUUGUACGUUGGAGAAAGAGUAUAUUGGCAUCAAUCUCUGUUCAUGGAUGUACCGCAUUCCGAGCGUUCAUGUUCAGCCUACCUUAUCCAUCUGGGCAUCGUUUCACGAAACGGUCAUUAGUUCCAGUUCGUAUUACAAUUAACCAGCGUUUUAAACGAUGUUGGUGAACUUGUACUUUUGAUGGUUUCUUGAAACGACUCCCUGAUGAACAUGGUGCUUGAUGAUGUCUCUUCUUCGGUCUCUACCAUAUAGUCAUCAGCAACGGAUUCAGCAAUGGCGCCAGCUAGGACAUAGGUCUCAAGAAGCUUGCAGCAUGGCAAGUGAUAGCUUACCAAACCAAUUUUUUUGAAAUCUUUAAAAAUUAUUUUUUUUCAAGGGGGUACUGAUUGUUAAAACAGAACAAUAUCCCACUUUUUCAUCACCAAUCAGAUGAAGCUAGCCCGUUUAGUGGAUUAGAAUGGUUUAGGGAGUUAUUAACUCCUUGUAUGCCAGACAAAAUACUGUUCUAUGGAAUUUAUGUGUACUGUCUGUGAAAAAAAUGCCUCAUUGGGGCAGUAUGGGUUAAAAGACAAUGAUUGGUUGUGGUAAUGCAUUGUAUUUGGAGAGGUAGUGACUUAAUGUAAUUCUUAAGCUGUGUUAUAUGCACUACAUGUAGAUGUGCUGUUUGAUCAGCAAAAAUAUAUAAAAAGUAAGUAAAACUGAGUGAAAAAUCACAUUUACUGAAAAGCACAACUGUUAUUAGACUGCAGGCUUCGUGUAUGCUUGAGUACAGUACUACUAGCUAAAUUACCUAUCUUUUCUCUUUAUUGUGGUAUUCCACAUUUUCUUUUGAAAUUAUUUUACAGACAAUAUAUAUUUGUAGUCUUGAACCUACGUGCAUGUUUUAUUUGAUUCUGUGAGAAUCAUUAUCCAUCGCCACUAGAAAUCAGGGUUCCCUUUGAUUGAUUAUUCAGAGUCGGCUCCUUUGUGGCACCAGUGAAUAACCCUCUCGCAACAAUCAUUCCACAUUUUGUGGUUUGGCUCAAUAACUUUUGAUUCUGAGUCCUACAAAAUAUGGCAGAUGCUUGCGAAGAGAAACAGGAAUUGAAAAAAAUGAAAAUAAGCUCUAAAAUGUUUAAUUUGGCAACAUGUUGAGAGAUUCAAAAUCAAUGUUUUUCAAUCAAAUUUGGUAAGUUUUUCAAGUUCCUGACAAUAUGUUCCCCUAUCAUUAUUGCUGUCAGAGACAUUACAUUUUUGUCUUAACAAUGUAGCAAUACAAUGAAAAUAAUGAAUGUCAUGAUGAUUUGAAGAACAGUCCAUUCAGGAAUUUCAGGGUAAUGUAUUUUUGUUGCUUGGUCUGUUUUUUUCGGUCUGGAGUCGGUGUGACUAGGUUGUAACCCUGAUCAAUGCUUUGUACCGUCUUCGGAAUGGGUGUGGAGACACACAUUCCAAUGAGUACUUGUUCUUUUUUGUUUGUUACGCAAUUUUGCAGUCUGUUGACCUCAUUUUACAUUAUGACCAGUAAAUAUACCUCAUUAAAACAUAUACAGGGUAUACAGACUCCUGACGACGGAUAGUCAACCUGUUCGAAACGUUGAGCCAC
Molecule: messenger RNA, 3522 nt
Organism: Strongylocentrotus purpuratus (purple sea urchin)
Lineage: Eukaryota; Metazoa; Echinodermata; Echinoidea; Camarodonta; Strongylocentrotidae
Product: MFS-type efflux pump MSMEG_3705
Exons: 10
Coding region: 139-1632 (497 amino acids)
Biological process (GO): transmembrane transport
Cellular component (GO): membrane
Molecular function (GO): transmembrane transporter activity
Source: RefSeq, a predicted model, not a curated record